Messenger RNA from Mangifera indica (mango), 996 nucleotides. Its product is annotated as cyclic nucleotide-gated ion channel 1-like. The transcript has 5 exons. Bases 168 to 875 code for a protein of 235 amino acids. NCBI's taxonomy places the organism in Eukaryota, Viridiplantae, Streptophyta, Magnoliopsida, Sapindales, Anacardiaceae. The record is from RefSeq and is a predicted model, not a curated record.
ACAGGAUUCUUUUCUGUUGGAGGGACGAAUAUAUUUCCGAGAAUACAUUGAGAUUUAGCACUUUCGUUUGUGGUAAUCAUAAUUUAGAGAAGCUAAGUUGUCAUAAAACAGCAAAUAUCACAGAUUUUGGAAUAUUCAAUGAUGCUCUUCAAUAUAGAAUUGUGGAAAUGAAGCCAUUUCUGAAGAAAUAUUUGUUCUGUUUACGAUGGGGUCUGCAAGUUCUCAGUUGUUUCGGUCAAAAUCUCCAACCAAGUACCCUUCCCCUGGAAAAUAUAUAUGUGAUUUCUGUAAUCAUCUAUUCCACCCUGCUGUUUGUGUUUUUAAUUGGAAAUAUGCAGACUUAUCUGCAAUCUGCAAGUGAAAGACCUGAGGAUAUCGUCAACAACAUGAAGAUGGAAGAACGCUUAAAAAAGUUGAAGAAAGUAGAAGAGUUGGGAAAAUGGGAAGAUGCGAAGUUGGAGAGCUUGUGUACUCGUAUGAAGCCAGCUUUCUAUGGUGACCGAACUCUUGUCAUCCGGGAGGGGGAACCCAUCAGUGAAAUUCUCUUUGUGCUGCGAGGAAAGCUAUGGACAUACACCUCCUCCAGGGCCGACAUUGGUGAUAACAAUGGCGAAAAUGUUCGUUUGAGGGAAGGCGCUAUCAUUGGCAAAGAACUUGUCAGCUGGAUUCAAGCUCAACCAAACUCAUCCAUCCUCCCAAUCUCAACCAGAACCAUUCGAACGCUGAGGCAUGUGGAAUCCAUCGCCAUUACAGCCUAUGACUUGAAAGACGUGUCCAUUAAUAAGCCAAAACCACCAGAAAUAAGGCCCAGAUCACUCCUCAAGAAGUGCAAUUUAACCGGGUUUUUCCGUUCACGAAACAGGGAAAAUCUUUGAAUGCUUACAGCUAUGGAGUCGGAAGCCGUCAUCGCUUGGAUUCAACAUUGCCGGGGCAUAUUUUGAUUUAAAAUGUUUUUUUACUUUUAUUUUUUUGGAAUAAUUAUGGCUUUCGCUGAUA